AUGGGGCUGGUGGCGCUUCCGGACCUGGCAGGAGUCUGGGAGGAGAACUCCCCUGCAGAUCAGGCAGCUACUCGGGAGACCAGCCCGGAGGCUUGGUGCCUGCUGAACUGUCACGUCUACAUUGCUCCCUCCGGCCGGGGUGUGAAAAAGAUAAACCACCUUCUGGGUGACACGGCUACCCGGCCUCACCCGCAGCGUAGUGUUCGGGGAGGCGGUGGGGUCAAGCGACAGAGGGACAGACAGGCCUCCUCCGCCACAGGGUUCUGCCGGCCCAGUGUCCAUAGUGCCACCGUGCCCCGAGAGAGAACGGGCAGCACGGGGCAGGCCGGGAACCUGCCUCCUGGAGCAGAGCUGCCAGUUCAGCCCAAGGUGAAAGUUUCCCCCACGAAAUCGGGGUCCCAGCCCCACCCCCACCUGCUGGUUUGCUCGGUGACGGGGUUUUACCCCGGGGGGAUCGAGAUCAAGUGGCUGAAGAACGGGCAGGAGCAGACGGCCGGGGUGGUGUCCACGGAGCUGCUCCAGAACGGAGACUGGACCUUCCAGAUCCUGGUGAUGCUGGAGAUGAGCCCCCGGCGCGGGGACGUCUACACCUGCCAGGUGGAGCACGUCAGCCUGCGGGGGCCCCUCGCCGUGCACUGGGAGGCGCAGUCCGACUCCGCCAGGAGCAAGAGGCUGACGGGGGUCGGGGCCUUCGUGCUGGGGCUGAUCGUCCCGGCGCCCGGACUCCUCACCUGCCCGAGGACUAAGAAAGAUUAUGUGUUUUAUGACUUUUAA
Mauremys mutica (yellowpond turtle) is the source of this 774-nucleotide messenger RNA. Its product is annotated as HLA class II histocompatibility antigen, DP beta 1 chain-like. Gene Ontology annotation, cellular component: MHC class II protein complex. The record is from RefSeq and is a predicted model, not a curated record. Gene Ontology annotation, biological process: peptide antigen assembly with MHC class II protein complex; antigen processing and presentation of exogenous peptide antigen via MHC class II; immunoglobulin production involved in immunoglobulin-mediated immune response. Gene Ontology annotation, molecular function: MHC class II protein complex binding. NCBI's taxonomy places the organism in Eukaryota, Metazoa, Chordata, Testudines, Geoemydidae. The transcript has 6 exons. The coding region runs from base 1 to 774 and encodes 257 amino acids.